AGUAAUAAUGUCCUAAAUGCUUUUUCUUCUUCUCUCUCCCUCCCGACAGAAACACAAAAGCAGUUUCUCUCCUUCUCGCAGCGAAUCUCUCAAAGAACCACAUGGCCAACUUCGAUGGACCAGGAUUCUCAAUGGUUGACGAAUCUUGGAUCCAGACCAAAGCCAUCGACAUAGAACCCUCAACCGACUUCUCUCCUUACCUCUCCCGCAUCCUAGAAGACUGCGUCUGGAACGGGAACAGAGCCAUCGUCUUCGACGUCUACUGGGACGUCGAAUCCGUGAACACAAAGUCCGAGCGGCGUCUCUCCUCGGUGAAGCUAAGCACCAAGAACCUCUGUCUCUUCCUCCGUCUACCAAACCAGUUCAGCGACAACCUCAAGGACCUCUACCGCUUCUUUGCUUCCAAGUUCGUCACGUUCGUCGGCGUCCAGAUCGAAGAAGAUCUUGUUCUGCUUAAAGAGAAUCACGGGAUUGUGAUCAGAAGCUAUUUGGAGAUUGGGAAGUUGGCUGCUGUGGCUAGAGGAACUCCUAUUGUGGAGUUUCUUGGAGCUAGAGAGUUGGCUCAUAAGAUACUUUCUUGUGAUACGAGUAGACUUGAUUCGAUUCAGUCUAAGUGGGAUGAAGCUGGGGGUGAUGAUCGUCUCGAAGCUGCAGCUAUUGAAGGUUGGCUUAUUUACAAUGUAUAUGAUCAGUUGCAGCAGUGAGGGGAUGUUGUGAUAUGUCAAACCUAACAUUUAAUUUCUUGAUCAAAUUGAUUUGUGAGGUUGUAGAAUUUUGAUCUGUUUGUUGUUGCUAUGAGUGAACAAGAUCAUAUAUCUGAAUAAAAGAAAGUUAAAACUA
Molecule: messenger RNA, 840 nt
Organism: Brassica oleracea var. oleracea
Lineage: Eukaryota; Viridiplantae; Streptophyta; Magnoliopsida; Brassicales; Brassicaceae
Exons: 2
Coding region: 102-704 (200 amino acids)
Biological process (GO): nucleobase-containing compound metabolic process
Cellular component (GO): cytoplasm; nucleus
Molecular function (GO): 3'-5' exonuclease activity; nucleic acid binding
Source: RefSeq, a predicted model, not a curated record